AUCUUGUUUCAAAUCGCAGAGAGAAAGAGAAGAAAGAUUUUGUUGCGCCUUUUCACUCUUUCUUUUAUCCGUCGUCGUUUUGGUCUUCGAAUCCCUAGUUUCGAAUUUCGAAGCUAUUCUUUGCGGCGAUCGAAGAUGAAGGUUUUCGUGAAAACUCUUAAAGGAACUCACUUCGAAAUCGAAGUCACGCCUCAAGACACGAUUUCUGCAGUGAAGAAAAAUAUAGAAACCGUUCAAGGUGUAGAUGUCUAUCCUGCUGCACAGCAAAUGCUUAUUCAUCAAGGGAAAGUUUUGAAGGAUGGUACCACCUUGGAGGAAAAUAAAGUAGCUGAAAAUAGUUUCAUUGUGAUAAUGCUUUCAAAGAGUAAGCCUGCGUCUGGUGAAGGGUCUACUACUUCAAAUGCUCCUCCAGCGAAGGCCCCACAGACGAGUGCUGCUCCUACUUCAACCCCCCCAGUGUCUGUUUCACCUCAAGCUCCUGCUGCAACUGCGGCACCGCCUGCAUCCGUUGCUGCACCUUCCCCAGCUCCAGCUCCUGCUCCUAUAUCUUCGGCAACUGCUACGGAAGGUUCUGAUGUCUAUGGGCAGGCUGCAUCUAAUCUGGUUGCCGGUAGCAACUUGGAGGGAACAGUUCAACAAAUCCUAGAUAUGGGAGGAGGAAGCUGGGAUAGGGAUACUGUAAUUCGUGCUCUUCGAGCUGCCUUCAAUAACCCUGAGAGAGCGGUUGAAUAUUUGUAUUCAGGUAUACCUGAACAAGCUGAAGCUCCAGCAGUGGCCCGAGUGCCUGCAAGUGCACAACCUGUGAAUCCUGAGGCUGCAGCUGCAGCUCCACAAGCAGCUCAGCCUGCUCCUGUUACCUCAAGUGGACCUAAUGCCAAUCCUCUAGACCUCUUUCCCCAGGGCCUCCCAAAUAUUGGUGCUGGUGCUGCUGGUGCCGGCUCUCUGGAUUUUCUACGCAAUAGUCAACAAUUCCAAGCAUUGCGAGCUAUGGUGCAGGCAAAUCCACAAAUAUUGCAGCCCAUGCUACAGGAGCUUGGCAAACAAAAUCCUCAUCUUAUGAGAUUGAUUCGGGAUCAUCAGGCUGACUUCCUUCGCCUGAUAAAUGAACCUAUGGAGGGCGGAGAAGGGAACAACCUAUUGGGACAGAUGGCUGCUGGCAUGCCACAAUCAGUAACUGUCACACCCGAGGAGCGCCAAGCUAUUGAACGUCUUGAAGCAAUGGGUUUUGAUCGUGCUAUAGUAUUGGAGGUGUUCUUUGCUUGCAACAAAAAUGAGGAAUUGGCCGCCAACUACCUUUUAGACCACAUGCAUGAGUUUGACGAACAAUGAUCUCCUUUCCAAUAGUUUCCAAAUUAUUUUUCGUUAUCUUUUCUCUCGGUGGACCUUUUAAAUUUCUUAUACUUGGUGUUAAAUGAGGUAAUGCUUUAUAAUGACAAUCUCUCUAGUUGACUGUGGACAAGGGAUGUUUUUUACCUUCUCAUUGCCGCCCUUACAAUGACCUUCUCAUUUCCUCCCCAUCGAGGGCUCGUUCUCACUAUUCAUAUACAUAGUCAUUUGCUUUUCUGUAUUA
This is a messenger RNA of Medicago truncatula (barrel medic), 1570 nucleotides long. Its product is annotated as ubiquitin receptor RAD23c. Gene Ontology annotation, molecular function: polyubiquitin modification-dependent protein binding; proteasome binding; damaged DNA binding. The coding region runs from base 136 to 1329 and encodes 397 amino acids. Gene Ontology annotation, biological process: nucleotide-excision repair; proteasome-mediated ubiquitin-dependent protein catabolic process. Lineage: Eukaryota; Viridiplantae; Streptophyta; Magnoliopsida; Fabales; Fabaceae. The transcript is spliced from 12 exons. The record is from RefSeq and is a predicted model, not a curated record. Gene Ontology annotation, cellular component: cytosol; nucleoplasm.